Molecule: messenger RNA, 4078 nt
Organism: Bacillus rossius redtenbacheri
Lineage: Eukaryota; Metazoa; Arthropoda; Insecta; Phasmatodea; Bacillidae
Product: evolutionarily conserved signaling intermediate in Toll pathway, mitochondrial-like
Exons: 4
Coding region: 375-1577 (400 amino acids)
Biological process (GO): innate immune response; cell surface receptor protein serine/threonine kinase signaling pathway
Cellular component (GO): mitochondrion
Molecular function (GO): protein binding
Source: RefSeq, a predicted model, not a curated record
AUUUAUUGCUUUCAAAAAAACGACUGGGUACAAGCGCAAGACCUUUGUUUUUUUUUAUUUAAGUUUUUUUGAAAGUGGGAAACAGCGAAUUUGUAAUCUACACUUACGCUUUCAACGUAAUACUAGUUCAAAAAAUGCAAAGUUCUCAAGUUUCUAGUCUUGUUUACUUGUACUAUAUAUUAAUGUACUCUAUGAAUAUGUCUAUUAGUAAACACGUUAAAAAAAUGUAUUUUGACUCGUGUGUGUUUCAAUAAUAUAUAAAAAAUACUUUUUAUUUGUGUAUAUAAUUAAUAUUAAAAUGUUAAAAUAACGAGUCGAUGUUACCUACCGUCGCAAUAACAAAUUUGUAGGUUAGGUAAUCCUCCGCUCACGUUAUGUACAGAAAAUUAUGUCAGCCUGCUUCAAAAUGCGUGCAGUUAAUUGGUUUGACGCAAGUUUCUUUUGCAUCACACCUUUCCGAUGUUUGUGGACCGCUUCUAACGAUUAGAGGGAAAGGGAGGCGUUCGGCAUGCGCGUACAACAAAUACCUGAGUGUUUCGGCAUGUCGCUGUGCAAAAGACGACAUAAAGUCAGAACAGGCACUCGUAGUGAGAGACAUGUUUCAAGACGUGAAAGAUAAAGACAAAGCCACCUACAUGACCAUGAUCAAAAUAUUUGUGGCGCGGGAUGUCCAUAGAAGAGGACAUGUCGAAUUUAUUUAUUCGGCAAUGAAGCACAUGGAAGAAUUUAAUGUCCACAAGGAUUUGGAGGCUUACAAAUCUUUGAUUGACAUCCUGCCUAAGGUAAAGUUUAUCCCAACAAACAUUUUUCAGGCCGAAUUCAUGCACUAUCCAAAACAGCAGCAGUGUAUAAUUGAUGUUUUAGAAAUGAUGGAAGACAAUGGGGUGAUGCCGGACCGCGAGAUGGAGCGGAUGCUGGUGAACAUCUUCGGGCUGAAGGGCCACCCGCUGCGCAAGUACUGGCGCAUGAUGUACUGGAUGCCCAAGUUCCGGAACCUGUCCCCCUGGCCGCUGCCCAACCCCGUGCCCGGGGACGCGCUGGAGCUGGCGCGUCUCGGCAUCCAGCGCAUCAGCAGCGUCGACCUGCAGACCGAGCUGAAGACGUACCAGACGGCCGACCUGGAGGACUCGCUGGAGGACACGUGGGUGGUGAGCGCGCAGAGCCCGCGCCAGAGGCAGCUGCUGGAGGCCCAGCCGCCCGGCACGCCCGUCUACGUCGAGGGGGCCUUCCGCCUGUGGCUGCGCAACCUGUCCAUCGGCUACUUCGUGCUGAGGGCGGACCCCGGGCCGACGCGUCGGGCCACGCGGGACCCCGACGACGUGGCGUCGCUGAGGGUGCCGUUCUUCGGCGCGCCGGCGGGGGAGGAGGGCGGGGAGCGCUCCGUGCACGAGCAGGAGGAAGGCACGGUGCUGGCCGUGUGCGCGACGGGCACGUCCGGCCGGGACUCGCUGCUGUCCUGGGUGCGGCUGCUGGAGCGGGACGGCAACCCGGCGCUCGGGCGCCUGCCGGUGGUCUUCAGGCUGCGGGCUCCCUCGCUGGGCGUCGCCCCCCACGACGAGCCCGGGCCCGGCCCCUGACCGGGGGACUCCGCCCCCGCGCGCUCCCGGCCCCUCGCUUCGGUCCCUCGUCUGCUGCAGGCCGGCGCGAGCUCUAGUUUCCGAUAGCGAGUGUCGACUUCAAAUGUUCGAAAUGUUUGCGAGGUGGAAUCAGAUCACGAUUAUUGUUCUUGGUAAAACUGUUCUCCCGGAUUGAAACAAAAAGAAAAAAAUCAUCAUUUAACGUUUGAACUGAUUAACCAAUAUUGUGUCCUCUGUGUAACGUCAUUCAGUAACAAAUUAUAAAAUAACCAUGCUUAGUAUUAAUAUUUCAAAUUUCAUAAAAGCAAUCAAAAUUGCCAGUUUUUUUUUUUUUUUUUUUUUUACCGACUUUAGUCCACCAAAACAUAUACAAUUAUGUAAAUUUUUUUUUUUUCUUCCCAUGAUUGAAUCUUGGGCUCUCGAUGUUUUUCAAGCCUUACAACAAAUGCGAAGCUUUGCAGCACAACCGAAGCUUCAAAUGAAACAAAAUAGAUAAUAUCCUUGCAAAGCGAAAUGGAGUAUUAAGCGAGAGCUUCAAUUGAUUCGCUUAGUCGAUGCUUCGCACCGGCCUAGUAAGUUGUGCUGCUUCACAUCUCGCCGGUAGCUCGUCGGCCAUGGCUCGCCAGACGUCCACAGGUACCGAAAGUCGCGAUAAAGUAACUAAAUGUAUAUUAAUAAAAGAGCGAGUUUGCUGUAGUUUACUUAGCACUGAGACAGUGAGGACAGAACCGUGAAAUUUGACGCAUUGAUUCGACAUGGUCUGUUUACACCUCUUUUGUUGUAGUAUUUUGUUAUACAUAGUUUCUUUAUUUAAUUUUUUAAUUUUUGUUUUUCUUGUUAUCUUCUGGCAUCAGAUGUAGCAUUGUUGAUGCUUUAUUAACAUUCGGAUAUUAAUCCAGUCCUUCUGUAAUCUUUUCCAUCAUAUUGACAUGUUAUUGGUUAAAUAAACAUGUACAGUAGAACCCUGUUAUAAUGUUUUUCAAGGGAGCACAAGAAAAAAACAUUAUAAGCAGGAAAACGUUAUAAGCAGGAAAUCUCAAUUUAGCAGUUAACAAUGUUGGAGCUUUGUACCAAUGGACUCACCAAGCUAUGUAAAAAACUUUAAUGUUAAAACCAAAGAUAGUAUACUUGAUACAUGAAUUUUCUGAAACAAGCCAACAAUUUUUCAACUUCGUCUUGUUCCCUGGUUAAAUUUUGUUUGUCUUUAAAGAUACACUGCCACAUUUUUUGUAAAAUUAUCUCACGAUUCAUGAUGACAACAUUAAGAGUGAGAAUGUCUACUCCUUUGCCGCCUGAAAAUGUUUAAUUUUGGGAUUCCUACAUAUUAUGAAUGAAAAAAAAAAAUUAUUUGUAAGCAAUAGAAAAGUUAUGCCCUCGCUCAAUGGUUGGCAAUUUAAAUAUCGUAGGACUAUGUACGUGCAUCUGAAUACCCACCUGGACUGGCAAGGAAGAGAAGAGUUGACUAUCUUUGGUUUAUGUGUUUUCCCUCUUGUAGUAUUUAUAAUGAUUUAUUAGAUUUUAAAAAAAAAGGCACGGUGGCAUACCAAUGAGGAGGGGCGUGUGUGUUGAACGACCAGAGCGAGUAAGUUCUUCCCAAUUGAAUGCCUUAGCCAAGAAUCUAGUCAACUCGACAGAUUAGGAAAGUAUGCAGACGGAGCAUUAGCCGUCGGAAGUGAAGCCGCUUUUCCCCUCUCUUUUUGAUGUGACAACGUCUAAUAAAUCGAUGAACGCUGGCUGCACGCACGAAAAGUUGUCCCACUACGGACGUGUCCUGUUUACACAUGCGUGGCAUCUCUCUGGUAUGUUGCGGACGGUACAGAGAACUCGGCCGGUACGUGGCGGCGUACUGCUCAGGUUUCACCCCGCCAUGCUGCAGGGAUAGGUGGGUCGCGCCUGUUGGAUCACGCCUGCGCAUGUCGCCACACACGGCUUGGGGCAGACGACAACACGGCGGGGUUCGAGGUUAUUGUUGUGCACCGCGCCACGGGAGUAUAUUCGCAAGGAAAUGGCGUUCUUACAAGUACGUAUUAUUUUAAUUACUAGUGUAAAUCAGUAUAUUUAAACAGUGUUGUAUGAGUAUUGUUUUAGCUGUGUAACUAAAUAUUUAUUGCUGGUAUGAUACUUUUCACGCUUUAGUUUGACAUUGGUAAUUAUUUGUCAUGAGUUAUUAUUUGAUCAACUAAAUCACACACCGUAUUAUAGUUAUGAGCCCACGAGCGUGUCAAAAUUUCGAGUCCAACAGAGAAUAUGCUAGUUAAAGACAUUCAAACAAAUAUCGUGCAUGGAAUAUUAUUAAUUUAUAACAUCUGAAACAUUUGAUUCCAAUAUGGCCUCGUGGCUGUGCGGUUAGUAUCGCUGACUACCAAUGGAUAGGUUGACCGAUCAAAUCCCGGCAGCUGAAAUUUUUUUUGUACUUGUAAAAAUAAAUACGGCGCGCACGACACUUCAAAAGUAAUAAGUAUAUUUGAAUUAAUGAAUGCAAAUAAAAGUAAAUUUACUAA